Microcebus murinus (gray mouse lemur) is the source of this 4169-nucleotide messenger RNA. The record is from RefSeq and is a predicted model, not a curated record. NCBI's taxonomy places the organism in Eukaryota, Metazoa, Chordata, Mammalia, Primates, Cheirogaleidae.
CGCCGCCGCCGCCGCCGCCGCGUCCGCUCAUCCUUGCUCUCCGCCGCUGCCUCUGUCGCCGCAGCCCAGCCCAGGAGCGCAGAGCCGGGGGCACCGGCCCCACAGCCUGCCCACGCUUCGGGCCGCGUGCCGGCUGCAGCCGGCAUGGGGGGCUGCUGAGAGCGGGGACUCCUUCCCUCUGGCACCUCCCCCGGCCACUGGCCACUGGACUCUGGCCAGGGAGCCUUGGGCACCUCUGGCCCCCAGUCCGGCGCCUGGCACGGCCCUCCGCUCUGCUCCUCCGGCUCUGAGCAUCGUGUCCCCGCCCCCCCCGCCCGCGCCCGGGACACCUGGGUCCCCCGGCGGCCCCUAGGAGAGGGGCGGGGGGGGGGCAUGAAGCCACUGGAGAAAUUUCUGAAGAAACAGACAUCGCAGCUGGCCGGCCGAACGGUGGCGGGAGGUCCCGGCGGGGGUUUGGGGAGCUGCGGCGGGCCUGGAGGGGGUGGGGGACCUGGCGGGGGCGGCGGUCCAACCGGGGGACCGCGGCCGCUGCAGCGGCGUCAGAGCGUGUCUCGCCUGCUGCUCCCAGCUUUCCUCCGGGAGCCCCCGGCGGAGCCCGGACUGGAGCCACCCCCUGAGGAGGAAGGGGGAGAGCCGGUGGGGGUCGCGGAGGAGACGAGCAGCGGGGGACCCUGUUGGCUGCAGCUAGAGGAAGUGCCGGGCCCCGGGCAGCUUGGGGGAGGGGGGCCCCUGCGCUCCCCUUCCUCGUACUCCUCAGACGAGCUGUCCCCGGGCGAGCCCUUGACGUCGCCGCCCUGGGCCCCCCUGGGCGCCCCCGAGCGGCCGGAGCAUCUUCUGAACCGGGUUCUGGAGAGGCUGGCCGGAGGGGCCACCAGGGACAGCGCCGCCUCAGAUAUCCUGCUGGAUGACAUCGUCCUCACCCAUUCUCUCUUCCUCCCGACUGAGAAAUUUCUGCAGGAGCUACACCAGUACUUUGUUUGGGCAGGGGGCAUGGAGGGCCCUGAGGGGCUGGGCCGGAAACAAGCCUGUCUAGCCAUGCUUCUCCAUUUCUUGGACACCUACCAGGGGCUGCUGCAGGAGGAAGAGGGGGCCGGCCACAUCAUCAAGGAUCUGUACCUGCUAAUUAUGAAGGAUGAGUCCCUUUACCAGGACCUCCGAGAGGACACUCUGAGGCUGCACCAGCUCGUGGAGACAGUGGAGCUAAAGAUUCCAGAGGAGAACCAGCCACCCAGCAAGCAGGUGAAGCCACUCUUCCGCCACUUCCGCCGGAUAGACUCCUGUCUACAGACCCGAGUGGCCUUCCGGGGCUCUGAUGAGAUCUUCUGCCGGGUCUACAUGCCUGACCACUCUUAUGUGACCAUACGUAGCCGCCUUUCAGCAUCUGUGCAGGACAUUCUGGGCUCUGUGACGGAGAAACUGCAGUACUCGGAGGAGCCUGCAGGGCGUGAGGAAUCCCUCAUCCUGGUAGCUGUGGCCUCCUCUGGAGAGAAGGUCCUUCUCCAGCCGACUGAGGACUGUGUUUUCACCACACUGGGCAUCAACAGCCACCUGUUUGCCUGUACCCGGGACAGCUAUGAGGCCCUGGUGCCCCUCCCGGAGGAGAUCCAGGUCUCCCCUGGAGACACAGAGAUCCACCGAGUGGAGCCUGAGGACAUUGCCAACCACCUUACUGCCUUCCACUGGGAGCUGUUCCGCUGUGUGCACGAGCUGGAGUUCGUGGACUACGUGUUCCACGGGGAGCGCGGCCGCCGGGAGACGGCCAACCUGGAGCUGCUGCUGCAGCGCUGCAGCGAGGUCACGCACUGGGUGGCCACCGAGGUCCUGCUCUGCGAGGCCCCGGGCAAGCGCGCGCAGCUGCUCAAGAAGUUUAUCAAGAUCGCGGCCAUCUGCAAGCAGAACCAGGACCUGCUGUCCUUCUAUGCCGUGGUCAUGGGGCUGGAUAACGCCGCCGUCAGCCGCCUGCGGCUCACCUGGGAGAAGCUGCCGGGGAAAUUCAAGAACUUGUUCCGCAAAUUUGAGAACCUGACAGACCCCUGCAGGAACCACAAAAGCUACCGAGAAGUGAUCUCUAAAAUGAAGCCCCCCGUGAUUCCCUUUGUGCCUCUGAUCCUCAAAGACCUGACAUUCCUGCAUGAGGGGAGUAAGACCCUUGUGGAUGGUUUGGUGAACAUUGAGAAGCUGCAUUCAGUGGCUGAAAAAGUGAGGACAAUCCGCAAAUACCGGAGCCGGCCGCUUUGCCUGGACAUGGAGGCAUCCCCUCAUCACCUGCAGACCAAGGCCUACGUGCGCCAGUUCCAGGUCAUCGACAACCAGAACCUCCUCUUCGAGCUCUCCUACAAGCUGGAGGCAAAUAGUCAGUGAGAAGGGAGGUUCUGGUCAGCCCCCACCAGGGUCUUUGGGCACCUGGCACUCAAGCACUUUGAACGAUGCCCUAACCCACAUCUGACAUCUUUCCCCGGAGCAACUUCCCACCCCAUGGGGAAGAGCUGGAUGGACUUAGCCCUGGACUCACAAGCCUGUUCAUCCUGCUGACAUCCUCUUUCAAGUCAAGACCACACUUUGCUGGUUCCUGCCCUCUCUGGGAAAGGGGGUAGAGUUCCUCUGUCCCCUCCCAUCGUGAAGUUUCUAACUUCCUUUUCCCAAGCAGGAAAGAAAGCUGCCCACCCACCCAUCUCGCAGAGUGGAAUUGUGGGAGGGAUCGGCAGCCUUCUCCUCCACCCCCUGUCCACCUGUCCUGCUUCUCCCUGGUCAGGGCUGGGCCCCCUGGAUAUGCUCCUGUGAAUAUUAUAUUACCCUCUGUGUGUGUGUGUGUGUGUGUGUGUGUGUGUGUGUGUGUCCCCUUUUAGGGAGCAGGAGUGCAUCUGGUAAUCGAGGGGUGGUAUUGUGUGUGCUGGGGGUCCUUCUGUUCGGUGCUACUCUGCCCCUGGGACGUGCGGGGUGCUUCCCCCACCCCCACCACUCCCUGCUAAGCUCCUCACGCUGCCCUGCAUGCCCAGGCUUGUGGGCCAAACUGCUUUAAGGGCAGGGAGCAGCAGCAGGCAAGAGGAGUGACCCAACAGCCCUUGCAAGUCCCCCACUCAGGCCUCCCGAAGGUCCCCGGGUGAACCUCGAUGAGAGGGUGAAAGAUGCUCAGGGAAACACAGGCCUAAGCUGCCUAAAGGACCCUCCCUCUGCUUUGCAAUGGGGUGGGGGCAGCGGUAUCAGGAGUUAAGGGUGCCUGCUGCCCGCACUCCUGCUUUUUGGGGUGUCUCACUGCUAAGGAGGGAGUUGGCAUCCCCUUCUGGCUCCUGUGUCUACACCAGUAACAUGGUCUCUGUCCCUCUCCCUGUCUUGACUUCCCUUUUGUCCUCCCCGUGGAGCUGGGGUGGAGUGGAUCCCUGUACUGGGGCAGGCAGCCCCCCCAAAAGUGGGGGUGGGGGAUAGCAGAGACCAUAAAGGCGAAACUGGACUCUGGCAAGGCCUUUAUUGCCUCUGCUCCCUCCUCCUCCCACCAUGGGCCUCCAGGGCUGAGGGGUGCAGGGGCUCCUGGCAGCUACUGGGUGAGGUUUCCUGGUGCAGCCUCGCCCUCCUUUCUGGCACCUCCUCUUUCCCUCUUGAAGAGGCAGCAGCAGCAGCAGCAGUAGCAAAAGCCGCGGCUGCUCCUGCUCCAAGGGUGUAUAUAUUUUUUACCCAAAGCUCUGGAAUUGUAAAUUUAUUUUUUAAAACUCAAAGAGGGAAAGAGCCUUGUAUCAUAUGUAAACAUUGUAUAAUAGGUAAUGUUGUACAGUCCCUUUUAUACAGCAGUCUGUCUUUUUCCUGCUACAAAAAAUGUCUAUGGACAUACGCAGGCGCUGUGACACCCCCCCUCCGCCCUCCGGCUCCCCGAUGCCUCCCUGCUACUGCUGAUGAUGCCUGUCCUGUGCCCUCAGCCCUGACUUCCCGCCCUUCCUCCUCAGCUCUCAGCAGCCAUCUCACUCCAGCUUCCCCUACCCUCCUUGAAUGCCGGGACCCACCAGCCCAGUCUUGGGUGCCACUCGCCCUGUGCCCUGACGCUGUGCCCAGGGCCCCCCAGCCCCCUUCCGUGCCCCACAGCUUUAACAGAGUGAACCAUGCGUGUUGUACAGGCUCAGUUGUCAUUGCAGAAACCACUGGGUGGAGAAAAAGCAGAUAAAGUCUAUGAAUCAACCCGC